GAGGUCCACGAAGCAACAUCCCGCUCAUAUAGAUCAUUAGGACGAUACCACUGUUCGAAGUCUAUUUUUUUACUCAACCAUCAUCAUAACAACGUGCUAAACAAUCUUUUCUAUCAGAUAGUUGAUCCCGAGAUCAAAUAAAUCAACAUCACUGUGAUAAAAUCUGUUGACAAAGGAUUAUUUUUCAAAACAAUGUUUAUUUGGCAGAGAUGGCCAAUUUAGUGUAUUCCGGGUGUUGUAUUUAUUGAGAGAGGAUUCUUAUAUUGAAAGUGAUCAUUUUUGAAAGAAAUAUUUCAAUGACUAAUGUUAUUGUUAAUUGCGACAAAGAAGAAGAAGAUUUUUUUUUAAAUGCAAUUUCUUGGAUAAAUUGAGUUUCAUCGAUCCGUUCAACUGAAGAAGCAGCGCCGGUCAAUCCUUACGCCCUGGUGUAGGAGGAGUCUCUGGUGGAUGCUGUGCUGCAUGGAUGUCGUCGAUUAUCGCAUGGGGUCAAUGUGCUUCCUUUUUAUCAAUCUUUAUUUUUGCUGUUAAUAUGCACCAGAAAGAGAUAACGGGAUCUUCAUCAUUUUUUCAUCAUUAUGAAAACCUAAUUUCUUCAUGAGGUGUUAAAUAAACAGGAUAUAAAAUCAUGUUGGAAUGCCUUGGCCUCUAUCUACAAACACUUUGGAUUUUUGUCGAUAUUGAUAAAUCUUAAUAGACAAUAAAUACCACCAUGUCAAUGACUGGAAGUUUGAUGGGCUAUGAAAACAACAAUGAAAUUAAUAAUCAAGUUAAGAACAAAAAAAUAUUAAAAACCAUGCAGACCAAUAUGGUAUCAUCACCACCAGUGAGUUCAAGUAGUGCCAACAGCACUACGAUGGUGAGCAAUACCAUUAAUAUAUCAAAGACACAGAAAAUUCCGUCUAAUAUUCAAAGUAACCGGAAACGAGAUUCAUGUAAUCGGGGGCAUGCUAAUGGACUUUGGUCUGUUUGGUAUGGUAUUUUAGUAGUAUCUCUACAAGCCUACAUUGCUACUAGAUGUGCUAAACGAUUUGUUGCGUAUUUAUCACUACCAUGGCCAGCGGAUUUUCAACCACCAAAAUUUGAACUCCAUGUUUGUAUAGUUUUAACUGGCACUGGAGUUUUAUUACUACCAAUUUUACUAGCUGCUGCCUUUCUAAAGCUUGGUAACUUAGCUAAUGAUGGAAUGAAGCUUGGUCGACAUACUAGUACAUGCACUAGAGAUCACAGUGCUUCAAUAAUUGGCAGUGAUUCAGAUGAUAAUGGUUUAGCAGCAAGUUUAUGGAAACAUGGCGGUCCUACAGCGGCUUUUGUUCAUCUUUGUACUGCAAUGUGUUUUUUGUUACCUUCAUUGCUCAUGGAAGCGAGACUGAUUUAUGCGGGAUUUUUACCAAAAGAUGCUAUUUGGCGUACGGAUCUUGAUUGGAUUGUUAUCCAUCAAGACAGACUGGUCUACCUUUCUUUUAUGAAUCCUGCAGGAGACUUGAAUAAUUUAUCCACUUAUGGAUCAACAGUUGGCAAUACUUUAAACUUAGAUGAUAUCGCAAGUCACUUGGAAAAUAAUCAAUGGAGUUCAACAUUAUCGAACAACAGUUCUGAAAGUGCUUUGACUUAUUCUUCAGGUUCACCUAUCAAUAAAAAUGAAUUGAAUCGUAGUAAUUAUCGCUCCUCUCAUCUCUUUAAAAAGCUCGAGCUUUUAGCAACAUCUACUCCACCUUCCAAUAUGAAAAGUAAUAAAAAUUCAAGCAAUAAUAGAGAGAAUAUGACUGCACACCAUUCGGCCCAAGAAGUAAAUACUUUGAUGGAUUUAAAUAAUCUGCAAGACUUUAAUUAUGAAAUCACUGAUGGCAAUUUACAUUUCUCUGAAAAGAAGUUUAUCACUUUGGAAUAUCUUAAUUAUGCGAUGGCUCUGGCUGUAUACUCAGUACGAUACCCAGCAGUAUUUUGGUCUUGUAAUAAAGUCAUUGGAACUAUUUUUAGCAUACAAUUGGUUAUUAAUUCCGCACAAAGUUUAAUAAGCUAUGCAGGAAUGUCGGUUCUUUAUAAGGUACAAGUUGUUGGACCGCAUAAAGUUUUAUCACCGAUGCGACAUCGUACAUUUCAACCAGCGUCUAAUUCAAGCCGAAUACAAAGAAUGGUCUCAAGCCUAUUUGGAGAUACGUCUCAUCUUCUUCUAAAUCCACAUGUAACAUUGGCACUUUUUGCUCUUUCUUCCCUUCUGGUUUUAUGCUCGAGCAUGGUUACGUAUCUUUACGCAUAUGGAAGAUUUGCUACAUUUUUGGAGCAAGAACAUGAACGUCGAGUAAUAAUAUCCAAAGAAGCUCAUCGAAAUGGUUCAGGAUGGGCAUAUUUUACACAUUGUGCAGCACUUUGUGUAUUUUUAGCUUUAACAAUAGUAAAUGCACCACUUCUGUAUGAUUACACGGUAAUUUACCGGAGUAGUCUUGAUGGAAUAAUGUUAGCUUGUAUUUUUGGUACUAUUAUUCAUCUGUUACUUUGGAUAGUAUUUUGGUUUUUCUUAUCUAUAAAAAAAAAUUGGAUAUUUAAAGUACGAGUAACAAUUGCACGUGCUACCGUUCGAUCAACACGAUCAGUUAAAUUGGUCACUGAUGUCGACCUUUUAGCAUGUAGAAUCAAAAAUCAAGCGGAAGAAGACGAUGAAGAUGAUCCAGAGAUUAUUGAUGGAAGUACUAAUGCUCCUUUAUUAAUUGUUGGGGAUGGAAAAACAUAUAGUAUUGCUGAAUCAUCACCAAAAAAAGCGAUUAUGAGUGUUAUUCAAAAAGCGAUGCUGGAAAGAAAAGCCAAAAAGAGCCAAACUGUUACUAAUCGAGCCAAUGGUGAACCUAGUAUUGACACAGAAGAACAAAUAUAUUGGUUAAGACCGAAAUUACGACCAUCUCCUGCUCAAUCACCGAGCGGAAAUGGAUCAACCACACUCGAUAAAAGUUGGUUGAACAAAAAAUUGAAACCCAAAGUGACAUUCAACGAUCUGCCUAGUACGUCUGGCUCUCGCAAUAAGGGAAAAAGACGAGGUGUUACCGAAGGUGGACCAGACGACGAUGGUGAUUAUGCCACACUACGUGAGUUACCACUAAUGACGAAUAUUGAUGCCGCUGAUGACUCUGCAUCGGAAGAAAAUAAGUUACUAGAAUGCGUUAAUGAUGACCAAGUAACCUAUUACGCCAGUGGAAAUCAUGAUCUCCAACCUUCUGAAGACGAUCCAUCACCAUUACUAACACCAGAACCCUUACCUGAUCCAAAAAUUGCAUCUGAAUUAACGCCAAAUUUACCAACAACUACCAUUGCAUCUCAUCAAGCCGAAUUUCCACCUCCAGUCACUGAAUCCGUUGUUAAUCAUUCAGCUUUACCACCGCAGACUAAUGGUAUUACUCCAAGAUGCUUGCGUCAAAUAGAUCCAGGAAUGUCUGAUCAAUUAACUCCUCGAUCAGAUUCAUCUAACUCACCAGCUAUAGAAACAAUAAAUGUUUAUACAAAUCAUACAGUUACGAAUUACUGUGAUGGAGCGACUGAUCGUAGUAAUACAAGUAGCAAUAGUGAAAGUUCCAGUGGUAUUCAUUCUAAUAUUAGUAAUAACAGUCAUAAUAGCACCAAUUCUCAUAGAAGAGCAACUAGUGUUGAUAAUUUAAGUGUUAAUUCAGCUGAUCCAGGCGAUGAAGACAAGUGGAAGAGUGGUUCACUUCAACGAGGAACUCAACCUCCGAAUUUUAAUAACAAAUUCAGUACAAUAGAUCGAAAGUUUACUCAAGCAGGAUGUCCAGCAGUUAUUCUAGAAAGUGCAAAUGAGGCAACGGUCGUUAUUAGAAGAAGGCUUUCACGACCGAAAAUUACAGAGCCUUUAAAUCCAAAUGAUCCAGAGCCUUUUUCUCGGUCGACUAACAUGAGAAUGACAUCUUUCACUGAGAAUACUGAUCUCCGAAAUGGAAUCCAUGCUUCCUCAGCAACUCUACCACACUAUCCAACACAACCAAUUGUUCCAACUUAUCCGCAUUGUUCAACGAUGCCUUUACCUCAUGGGGGACAUGUUAAUGGUAGUGCUAAUGUAUCCGGUUACACUGGUAUAAACGGAACUAGUUCCAGUGGAGGAAGUUGUGGAUCUGUACCUUAUUCAACUGCUGAACCUCAUUCUGCACGGAAUAAUAAUCUCACGAUUAUCCCUCCAGUUCACACAACCCUUCCUACCAAUGUUGCCCAUCAUAAUGGAAGGUUGGGACAGAUCAAUCAAACGUCCACUAAUCUCUACGUUAAACGCUUCCCUAAUCAUAUUCUGCCGAGUCAAAAUCCGUGGCCUCUACCAGGACAUCAUACAUUUCCACAGCCUAUUCAAAAUAAAUUUAUGGGAAAUUCAAAUAUCCCAUCUAAACAAAGUGAAAGAGACUCUGCUAAUUUUUCUAUGGCAAGUAGUGGAGAUUCAGACAUUUGUUUACAGCCCCAUUAAUAUUGCUUUUGAUUUGAUAAUAAUGAGUAAACUUGUAUUAAUAAUGAAUUUGAAAAUUACUUACAAUUUAUGAAGUAAUAAGGAAUUAUUUCUAAAUGAUUUAUUAUCUUAUUAUAUCAAUUAUUAGAUAUGAUAUCUAUUAGAUUAUUAAUAAUGUGUAUAAAGUUUUUUUACAAUUAUUAAUUAUUUCAAUAAUAAUGAUUAAAGGUUCAAAUUAAUCUCAUUAUAAUCAAGCAAUAUUUGAUUUAAACAAAUAGUAUUUUUUUGAUAGUCUCAUCACAAAAUACUAUUCAACUUCCAUUUACAAAAAUUACAUAUCGAAAAAAUAAUAUCCCAAAACAACAGCUCAUUAUACACACAAAAAAAAAAGAUACUUAAUUUCUGUGAAUUUUUUGAAAUGACUUUGGAUGAUACUCAUAAGAGAAAUAAAAAUAAAAACUACAAUUGUGUUAUGUAAAAAAGGGCUUAUCAAAGCUAACUUUAAAUAUAAUAAUUACGCACAUUGUACAGCAAAACUAGCACAACCAACAUAAGAAGUUAAGGUAUAUUUUUUCAUGACCUUUUUGCAAUAAAAACAGAAAAUUUUUUAGCAAUGAAUAGUUUCAUAAAAUUUUGCUUGUUACAAAUAGAACAUAUCCUUAAAUUUAUGACCACUAUCAAAUAUAAAUCAGAUAAUUUCAUCGAAUUUAUAUAUGAAUUUAUCAAUUUUUCUGUGUAAAAAUAUCCAAUGGGAAGCUUAUUCUAACAAAUAAAUUUUUUUUUACACAGUAGAAUAAUGAAUUAAUAGGAAAAAAUAAUAAUGACAAUGAUAAUAAUAAUAUUAAUAAUAGUGACUAGUAAAUAAUAAUUAUGAUAGUAAUAAUUAAAGUUACUUUGAGUCAGCAUAGAAACAGAUAAGUAUUUUUUGCAAAAACCCGCUCACCUGCAGUUUAAAGAAUAAAACUUUGUAAGAAGGUUGAAAAAGAAAUUGUAUCAGUAGUAACAUUUUUUAUUUUAGAAUUAACUUA
Chelonus insularis is the source of this 5460-nucleotide messenger RNA. It is a transcript of the gene tinc, whose product is annotated as tincar. The record is from RefSeq and is a predicted model, not a curated record. NCBI's taxonomy places the organism in Eukaryota, Metazoa, Arthropoda, Insecta, Hymenoptera, Braconidae. The coding region runs from base 710 to 4453 and encodes 1247 amino acids. The transcript is spliced from 12 exons.